CUGCGAUCGCGAUCGCUUCGUUCGUUGUUUGGCUUUUGGAUCGUUACGGGAUCUCCGAUCGGUGUUCGCUGAUGGCAGUUCGUUGCGCGAUUCUGUCCCGUGCACAUCGUUAAAGUUUUUGGCUUCGGAUAUAAAAAUAAAUCUACUUACAUAUAUGUUUCGUAAAUGAAAAUACCCGAAAUAGAAGCAACGCGGGUGCAGAAAUAAACCAAAACGCGUGUAAUUGUGCCCCCCAAUCACCUAAGUCAAUAAAUAAGCAACAAUCAGGAAAUGGCAGCCAGUGAAGCGCCACCGGCAGAGGCGGUUGUGGAGGUGCAACCACCGGCGCAGCCACCGCCACCAAAGGAUCCGGAAGAAGUGACCCUGGAUGCCAUACUGAAGCACUUGGGUCAGUUUGGACGCUUCCAGCUGAUGAUCUUUAUGCUGAUCUGCCUGCCCAUGAUGUUCCACGCCAUGUUCUCAGUGACGUAUGUCUUCACCGCCAGCACUGUGACGCACAGAUGUCACAUUACAGAGUGCGAUUCGCCCGAGAGCGCCUACAUCGAGCCUUGGACUGAGUUCAGCAUUCCCCGGAACGGCAAGGAUCUGGACCAGUGCAACCGCUACAACAACGACCAGCUGCCCCAGUGGAACCAGUCCGCGGGGGAGGACAUAUGCCAAGCCGAGCAUUAUGGCGCACAAACAGAAUCUUGUCCCGACAAUAAAUUCGUAUUCCGCGAUAAGGAGCUAACCAUUUCCAAUGACUUUGGCAUUUACUGCGAUGAAGAAUGGAAAUUGUCGCUGGUCGGCACCAUCAACAACGUGGGACAGUUCUUUGGCAUUCCGAUUGGCGGAUAUGUGGCAGAUCGCUAUGGACGCAGCUUUUCCAUCGCCCUGGGCGGCAUUAUGGGCGCCGUGCUGGGCAUCGUUCGCUCCUACUCGCCCAGCUACAUUUGGUUCCUGAUCUUUGAGUUUCUGGACAACAUGACGAGCAGCACUUUGUACUCCACCUGUUUCGUAAUCGGCAUCGAGCUGGUGGGACCCAAGCGCCGGGUGCUGGCCUGCAGUGUCAUCACCGUCUUCUAUGCGGUGGGAGAGGUGGCGUUGGCCAUGUUUGCCAAGGCCUUCCCCGACUGGCGUAUUCUCCUGCGCAUCACCUACAUGCCCUCUCUGAUACUGCUGGCCUACUUCUGGAUCCUGCCGGAGAGCGUCCGUUGGCUGCUCAGCCAGGGCAAGGAGGACCGGGCCAAGGGCAUCCUGCGUCGAGCGGCCAAGGUAAACAAGCGGAAGCUCUCGGAUAGCUUGCUGGACAAGCUCAUCCUGGCCAAUCGGGACAAGCUGGAGCAGUCGGCGGAGAGCAGAUUCCCGAUUCGCGAGGCCUUCAAGAACUUCAAGUGGCGCAUAGCCAACUGCUCCUUCUGCUGGAUCGUCCAUGUGCUGGUCUACUAUGGACUCAGUCUGAAUGUGGUGUUGCUCGAUGGCAACAAGUACAACAAUUUUGCCUACAUUGCGCUCGUGGAGAUUCCCGGCUUCUUCCUGCCGCUGCUCAUCAUGGACCGCUUUGGCAGGCGCUUCUCCCUCUGCGGUCUUAUGAUAUUCAGUGGCGUCUGCUGCAUCGGCACCAUUUUCGCUGGCGCAGAUCAGCCCGUGCUGCAGCUGGUGCUCUUCCUGGUCGGCAAGCUGACCAUCACGGCCAGUUUCCAGGUGCUCUACUUCUUCGCCUCGGAGAUCUAUCCAACGAAUCUGAGAAACAGUCUGCUCAGCUUCUGCUCCAUGAUGGGCAGAUUCGGCUCUAUGCUGGCCCCCAAACGCCGCUUCUGGCCAAGUAUUAUGCCAGUGCUCCAGCCAUGCUCUUUGCGGGCGCAGCCAUACUGAGUGGCUGUCUUACCCUGUUCUUCCCCGAAACCACUAACUUGGUCCUGCCCACCACAGUGCAGGAGGCGGAUGCCAUUGGCGUGAAGAAGAAACCCGCAAAGACACAGUCCGAGCAGCCAGGCCAAGUUGUUCCGUAAAUCAUAGUAAUAAGCAUAGACACUAGGGCAGCCUGCAAAUACAAAGACAUUUAUCUUUAAAGUCUAAACUGUUAUAAUAUCCAUAAGAAUAAUUCAUACUAACUACUCGUAUAAUAUAGCAAUAAACAAGCAAGAGUUUUGCUGGGCGGUAA
Messenger RNA from Drosophila subobscura, 2143 nucleotides. It is a transcript of the gene SLC22A, whose product is annotated as solute carrier family 22 member 3. The record is from RefSeq and is a predicted model, not a curated record. Gene Ontology annotation, molecular function: transmembrane transporter activity. Gene Ontology annotation, cellular component: membrane. Lineage: Eukaryota; Metazoa; Arthropoda; Insecta; Diptera; Drosophilidae. The coding region runs from base 271 to 1854 and encodes 527 amino acids. Gene Ontology annotation, biological process: transmembrane transport. The transcript is spliced from 5 exons.